GCCGCAACGACACAUCUAUCACCAACUAUCACUGCCGGUCCGGAUCGUUUCUCGGAUCCUCACUUUCACCUGGAUACUUCUCCUGGCCGGACAGCACACAGCAUGUCCACCGAGAUCGACCGCGACACGAACGGGCACGCGGCCGUUGAGCCCGCCGCUCCCAAUGGAUCACUUCCCAGCAGUCCGACCAACGAUAGCGCGCGACCUGGUACCAGCGGCGACGCGUCGCAUGGCGGGGGCGGCGUGUAUGAUAAGCGAGUGGAGGAUGUCAUGUACUCUGAUAUUGGCGUCAACACACUCUUGAACCGACUCAAACAGAGCAUCGCCUCGGCGCGCGACUUUGCCCAGUUCUUGAAGAAACGAUCUACACUAGAAGAAGACCAGGCGAAAGGACUGAAGCGAUUGACCCAGACCCAGCUGGAUAAUGUUCGAAGAGCCGAUGUUCGAAGUGGGACAUAUGCCCAACAGCUCACCGAAGUCCUGCGCAUCCAUGACCGCAUGGCAGAUAAUGGAAUGCAGUUCGCCUUGUCGCUGCACCAGAUGCAUGAGGACCUAGAUGUGCUGAGCGCAAACAUGGAGCGCGGGAGAAAGCAAGGCAAGCAUGAAGGUCUCGCUGCCGAGAAAAAUGUCAGCGACCUGGAGGCCGCCAUGCAGAAAGCCAAAGCCAAGUAUGAGAGUUUCGCGGAAGAUUACGACAAGGCGCGGACGGGAGACACCAGAGCAGGCCGUAGACUGGGUAUCAAGGGACCCAAGAGCGCAGAGCAGCACGAGCAAGACCUGCUACGAAAGACGCAGGCUGCCGAGGCCGAGUACCGCGCCAAAGUGGACGAGGCGAGAACUGCGAGGGAAGAUCUGAUCAGGAAUCAACGUCCAAAAUUUGUGAAGGAGCUGGAGAAAUACAUCAAAGAGUGCGAUAGCGCCUUGACACUGCAGCUGCAAAAGUUCGCCACAUUCAACGAGAAGCUCCUGCUUGGGAAUGGUCUUCUGGUACAGCCACUCUCCGAUGCUUCCAACAUGCAGCGCAGCUUGCGCGAUCUGGUCCUGGACAUCGACAACGAACGCGACUUCAACUCCAACAUUGGCGCCGAGCAUCAUAAGAUACCUGCUCGCACGCAUGAGCUGGUAUUCGAGAAGAGUCGAGUUUUGGAGCCUAAGUCGCAACCGUUGCAGAAACCCACUUUGGCGCCACAGACUCCUGCAUCUUCACAGCCUUCGCUGAGUGUCAAUACAGGCACGUCCCAACCUGGUUCGAGCACAAGUCGUCUGGGUGGCGCUCCGCAACAAUCCUCCUUCGCCGGUCCAACAUCAUCCUUCGCUGGGCCCGCUUCUGCUGGUCCUCACAAUCAAUCCCCUGCUCCCAUGUCUGGCAGUAUGCCUUCAUCGGAUCCAUUCCGCGCAGCUUCACCUCCAUUCUCCGGAAACAACAAUUCUUCACCAUACAAUCCAUCGACAGCACCACUUCGCGACACAUACAACAGUACACCGCCGUAUCCUACACAUCCCAAUGAAAGAGCUCCACCUGGUUACAGUGGCAACACACCGAUCCAGUCUACAGGGGUCAUUUCCAAUUCACCCCAUGUCGCUCCCGCACCACAGUUCCAGCCUUCGCCGACAGCACUCAGUGCAGGUGGUCGCGGCAGAGUAUUUGGUGUGUCUCUGGAAGACCUCUUCGCUCGUGAUCAGUCUGCUGUCCCCAUCAUCGUCUUUCAAUGCAUACAAGCCGUCGACCUGUUCGGUCUCGACGUGGAAGGCAUCUAUCGACAAAACGGAAACAUUGGCCAAGUCAAUCGCCUCAGACAUAUGUUCGAUACACUUCAGCCUAACGAUCCCCAACUGGAUUUCCGCAACCCCUCGAACUUUGGUCACGAUGUGACAGCUGUCACCAGUCUGCUCAAAGGCUUCUUCAGAGAGCUUCCUGACCCUCUCUUCCCCAAGGAUGGGUACACCAACUUUAUUGAAUCCGCUCAGGUUGAUGGAGAUGAUGCGAGACGAGAUGCGCUGCAUCAAUGUAUCAACGAUUUGCCUGAUGCGAACUACGCCACUAUGAGAGCGCUAGUGCUGCAUUUGCAUCGUGUCAUGCAGAAUGAGGCCCGCACGAGAAUGACUGCGGCGAAUCUGGCUGUGUGCUUGGCUCCUACUCUCAUGGGUGCCCAUCAAGGUCCACACAUCCAAGACGCUUCAUGGCAACAUACUGUAUUGGAAACGAUUUUGAGCAAUGCUACGGCGAUCUUCGAUGAGGAUUAGCUCAGCUUUCUUGCUGGACGCAUUGACGACGAUGAUGAGUGAAGACCGUUUCCAUCCACAACAAUACCGCUCAGGAAAGAUCGAGCUGAUGGCCCGCAAAUUUCAGCUGGGAGAUGCCGCCUCAAGGUUGAGAAGUGCACACAGCAGUGAAUGAUGGCCUGUGGUAUAACUGGCGCACGGCAUGGGCACUCGGCGGGCAUGGCUGACAGUACCUGCCGGGCUGUUGCGAAAUCGGCCGCGAGAAUGACAAGAGUGAUCCAGCGAAUCGAGGUGGAGCGUCCGAAUCGGUUACGGGGACAGCGCGAAAAGUGGUGUAUGGCACGAAUAGGGUGGAUGUGAUGAAUUUGCAUUAUUUCUGUUGCUGCUGCAGUUUCACUUCUUGCAUGUAGAUAUCUAAUGCGGACAAGAGAUUUAUGCUUUGGUCCUC
Molecule: messenger RNA, 2671 nt
Organism: Cercospora beticola
Lineage: Eukaryota; Fungi; Ascomycota; Dothideomycetes; Mycosphaerellales; Mycosphaerellaceae
Biological process (GO): signal transduction; regulation of GTPase activity
Cellular component (GO): cytoplasm
Source: RefSeq, a predicted model, not a curated record